Molecule: messenger RNA, 309 nt
Organism: Cylindrotheca closterium
Lineage: Eukaryota; Bacillariophyta; Bacillariophyceae; Bacillariales; Bacillariaceae
Source: the annotation of a GenBank genome assembly
AUGAAGUUUUCUUCUCUCUCCAACACCUUCCUUUUGUCACCAGAGGCGGCAAGAGAAACUGCAGCUCAAACUGAGGAAUUUGAGCACUUUGAGAGAAUUGAGGACAAGCGACCAGAAAGCAGGACUCCCCGCAACUCGUCUGUCUAUCCACCAACUUUUGAGCGUCGGACCCGAUUACUACACACGGGUCUUCCCCCCGCCAGCAGUGAGCCCCCCAAGUCACUGCGACAAGAAACCGAUCAAGCGAUUUUGAAACCGAUCAAAGAAAUCGAAUCAAGUCAAAAAAAAAUGAGUCACGAAAUAAAUUGA